GUUGUUUGUUUUAUACCGCUCGCUGAUGCGUUUCGUCUGUGAGCUGCUUGUCGCUAAGGCAGAGGUUAACUUACGUCACGCGGAUUGAAUUCCUGUUCGCGAACGCGUUGGAGACCCCGUCGUCGCUCAGUGUGCACUGUGCAGGGACAUUCGUUUCGCUUCGCGUGCUCGUUCUGACGUUGCCCUACGCAGGCGGGUGCCCCGAUUGCCCCUUUAUCGCUUCUUCUUAUCGUGUGCGUUCUUCCUUUGUGAAGUGCUCCGUGCUGUUCGCGAUAUCACGCUAGCUAUCGUUGCCGCUGCUUCUCAUAUCACGCGAAACUGCUACGUUCUCCUUCAUCCAGUUCGCCGUAAUGUUAUUCCGUUGCGCUGCUCAGUAAAGACGCGUGCUAUGUUUAGCUUAUCACUGUACAGUUUAGAGUAAGAUAUGAUACGCGUGGUUGUGAGGAUUGUGACAGCGUUGCCGAUGGCGAUGCUUACUCCCGCUCUACCUCCCCGAUAACCUCCUCAGUGUGCUUGCUCCACUCGCACUUGCACGGCGUCACUUUUGCAUUGAUGCCCACGCAAGCUCGAUUAUGGCUGAAUUUUGGCCGGACCUUCAACUUGGGCCUGGGAAACCUUGGAAUGGGUCUGAUUGUCGCGCUCACCGGUGUGGCUCUGCUGGACCUUGUGGAAAUCUACGACGCCAGCGUCUCGAGCGUCUCGUAUCUGAUCACUACUCGUGGCAUCGGCAACCUUAUAGGUUCUCUGCUAGGCGGGAAGCUGUACGACACCUACAACACGCAAGUGAUAUCGAUACUGACGAUGAUAUUGAGCUCAGUCACAGUGCUCAUGAUUCCCCUGAGUGGGUACUUGGCAGUCGCACACGUCAUGGUGUUCUUCGAAGGUCUCAGCUUGGGCGCAUUUGGCACUGGCGCCAACGUAUGGAUCAUCAGGAUGUGGCCCGAGAACAGUAGCCCAGCUCUCCAGGCGUUCCACUUGGCUUUCGGCAUCGGCGGCCUCAUCGCCCCAUUCAUUGCCAAGCCUUUCCUCUCACCAGGCGCCGGAGGCAACUCAAGCAGCAUUCUGAACCACACUUUCGGGAUGGCCGAGCAGGUUUAUCUGACAGCAAGCCACAAUAGUGACCUCUCGAAGGAACUGCUCGAACUUGGAAGCGACAGUGAGCACGGUUCGGGCAAGAGCCAAGUUCACUACGCUUUCGCAAUUGCCAGUGCCCUAAACAUACUGCUGGUUAUCUCCAUGGUUGUGCUUUACUUCGUAGACAGGACCGAUUUCAAGCCACAAGAGCCGAGGAACACGGACGCAGCCGGAGCAGUAAUCGUCCAACUAGCGAGCGAUGUCCGGUUCACCCGCAUAGUGCUGGCGAUGCUCUGCGCCUACGUGUGCGUUUACGUUGUCCUGGAGUGUUCGUCGUCCGAGAUGUUCUCGCCGUUCGCGGUAAAGAGCGACCUGCAUUUCACCAAGGAGGCUGCGUCGCGUGUGGUCGCCGUCUAUUUCUCAUGCUUUUCCGCCGGCCGCCUCAUUGCUGCCCUGCUCACGAUUAAGGUGUCCGUUUUCUGGAUAAUUAUCGCAUCGCACAUCAUCCUGCUUCCCACAGCGGUUAUUCUCGCGAUGUGGGGCUCCACUAGAGCCACGGUGCUGUGGGCCGGUAGCGCCCUAACUGGCUUUUGUCAGGGACCGCUAAACGCGGGAGUUACGGCGUGGACUGCACAGUACAUAAGUAUUACAAACAAGAUGAUGUCGCUGGUUGUUGUCACUGGAGGUAUUGGUUCCAUGUCGCCGCCUCUUCUCGUUGGCCAGUUCCUCGAAAGCAGCCCCGAUGUAUUUCUCUACGUGUGCCUCGCUGCCGCUUCGCUCUGUAUCGUUGUCUUUGUUACCAUGUGCGUAUACGUGAGAGAUAUGACGCGGUCGAAUGAAAGCGAAGCUCUUCUCGUCAGCGUAAAUCAUGGCGGCUCUCAAGACAGUAUUUCUCCUCCUAUUCGUUUUUGAGCAACUUAAGGACAGUAGUGUAUGUGUUCUGUUACUUCGAACAAAAUGUUAUGUUUCUCUUGUGAAAAAGGGUAGAGGACACAAUCUCUUGGUACUGAAAACGCGUCAGUCAUGUCCACAGCGAGAAAGGGCAAUCUUAAGAAAAUAAUUUGGUGGCUUGGGAAACCACUGUUAGGCCAAGCUCCAUGUCAUUUCGUACUUUGCAUUCUGAAAAAAAAUGGUAUUCUCAGAAACUGUAUUUGAUUGAGAAAAAAGUAUACUGAUGACAACGGGCGUUAAUGCUUCACAAGGUCUCUAUAUGGUGCGUUUACCGAAAAAACUUCAGCAAUAAAAGAACGCGCCUUGUUGAUUUUAAUCUAUUGCAGUUCUCACAUUAUUAACAAGCUUCCAAAUACAUAUCUGGCGUAAUAGUAUAGUGAUCUAGCUUUGUAAUCAUUGUUCACGUGCUGUCUUCACUUGAUUUAUUGAGUUUGUGUUUUCACAUUUCGUAAGAGCUGCAACCCAUUGGGUUUCCCACGCAGUGCAAGACAUGGUCAAAAACACAAUAUUUUUCAAGAAAGAAAAAAAACUGUGAGGCAACUGCUGGAAAUGUGGCUGACUCGAUAAUGCGGCCUUUGCCGCUUUAAUUAAUCACUUCCGGAAGAAAUAUGAAUCUCACUCAACGUCAUAUGCAAUUGUUGGUCGGAAUUGCGGUUCGAAGUAUUCCACUUAUAGGCAUAGUAAUAACUAGACCUACCAUAGGCAGGAUGAAAACUGAAUAUCUUACUGUGUGCUCUCCCUGCAAGGCUAUUCUGGUGCAUUACUUUAUGCAGUGCUACAUUCAAGUUUUUUUUUUUUUUUAUCAGCGGCAAGAGGCUAGAUGAGUUAACCGCUGAUAGCGUCAGUGAGCACCGUAAACUUCCACGUGACUUGCUAUAAAACUGCAGAUUACGAAAUUAUAGUUCUGCAGUUUCUCUGUGCGUUGCGGGAAGUACUCGAUAAGGGGGACUCAAUACUCCCCUACGCUCGCAGAAAAUGUGAACGUGCACUGCACAUGACUGCGAAACGCUUGCAAAAGGUUUCACUGUGCUGGUGCCUAAGUGUACUCUUACUUACGGGCGCGUUCAGGUGGCCGUCACAGGAGCUCUGGCCACGCUACGAAGGGGGUGAAAAACAACUUUAAGGCUUUAGCACAAGAAGAAGCGGAUAAGGAAUUCCUGAUCCUGCAUCGUUAUCACCAGUGCAGCCCACUUAUAUGCUAGCGAUAACGCUUAGUUGCUCUUCUGCACGACUUUUGUAGCACUGCGACAGUGCUCUGAAACGACAACCCGAAUAUGCCAUUAUAGUUUCCUUGCAUUUUUGUGGGUUGAGCUUUGAAUGAAUGAAGGAAUGAAUUUAUUUCUCCUGUUCGCAGCAGAACAGAACAAGACGCUAAAAGCCGUAUGGCCUGACUAAUGCUUCUGCUCCGACAACAAUUCUGCACACAGGCCGUACGCAGCACACAAAUCGCACAGACAUGCCGAAAUCAAAUCUAGUGUCGCGAUACAGUACAAUUAAAAAAAGAACAUGUACACAAAAAUGCAAAAAUCCGACGGAAUACACUCAAGGUGCACUUUGUUUCAAAAUAUAACAGUGACUUGAAAAGAAAUAUGGAAAAAGAAGAGAGGAAAAAAGAAGAAUAACUCACAAUUUAUACCACGGCUUCCUUCAGCAAAUCUCAAUAUUGUUCGCAAUUAUAAAAUACUUAUAUGAUUUAUUCGGACCCUCCAUAAUUUCGUCAUCAUAAUAAUGUAGGUGAGUUAGCAGUGAAGGUACUUGAUAACUUACUAGUUGUUUUCAGCUGAGUCGAGUUCGAAUUACACAUUUAGUGACAUACAGAUUGUAGAGCGUUCCAUGAAGCGCAAAUACAUGCGCUUGGCAGUGGAACAACCGACAUCAGGGACCUUGACAAUUUACCGCUUUAAGGAGCCCCCUUGUUUUCAUAAAUAGAAAGAGCAUCUUUACGGCGUGAACUUUAUCGCCGAGGUACAACGUGGACCUUUGUCUCGUCUCGACAAAUUUUGGGUGCGCAAGCAAGUCGCUAACUUCAGGGAUGCACUCGUCGCAAAAUGCUAACGAUCGGAAAUGCAUACGUUGGUAGUACUUGUACUAAUUAUAGUUGAGUAAGUACACCUCCCUUCGAGGAGUACGUGUGCAUCUUAAAUGAGCGCCCGAAUCGCGACAAAGGCGCAAGCAGCAUGUCACUCGCUGGGCACGUGUUUGAGACCCCGGGAUUCAUUAUGCUGACUACCGUAUCACACAAACAGGGGGACUUGCUUUCACGAAGGCUAGUUUCCUUUUCAAAACGCGGGCUCCAAAGAGCUGUCUUGUUCGACCGCUGUUAAUUAUAUAAGAUUGUCAUUGGGUUCGGUUAGUGGAACGUCAAGUCUGACAAUGCAUUUCCGGUAGUCACAUACAGUGUAAAUGUUGUACGGCCUUAUCGGGAGAUACUAUUUAGGUUCCCUCUUUGUUGGUAAAGGAGCACUGGUAGCACUAAGAAACAGGUUACCUUGCCCGUGUUAUCGCAGGGUUGGUCAAUUUUUGUUCGUGGUACCGAGUUGUCAGAAAAUUGUCUAGCUUGUUUCUAGACACGCGGAAGGUAAACCCCACAAAGUGCCAAACGCCAUUCCACGUGAAAAAAAAAUGGAAAGAUUUGAUAUACUUUAUUUCUCGCAUUGUACAGCACAUUCGCACAAAAAAUAAAGAAAUCUAAUUCCAGGUAAGUUAUUUAGUAUUAUAAUAAACAACUAAUUAGUAAAUUCUUUACUAAUUAUUAAACGCGAAUACACGCAAUGUGCCUCGAGCGGCGAGUCACGCGGAAAUAUUGCGUGUAUCCGCCCUCUGAAGCGGAGCGCCUCGCUGAGAGAUGGCGAGCCGCCCUCCUCAGCGAUGCACCCGACGACCAGGAGUGGGCCGUCCAGCGGGCCAGGGCCAUGGCCGAGGAACUCAGAAGAUUCUUCUCCGGCGAUGGGCCCCUGGCAGCCUAGCC
Molecule: messenger RNA, 4993 nt
Organism: Dermacentor silvarum
Lineage: Eukaryota; Metazoa; Arthropoda; Arachnida; Ixodida; Ixodidae
Product: sodium-dependent glucose transporter 1A-like
Exons: 4
Coding region: 553-1986 (477 amino acids)
Biological process (GO): transmembrane transport
Source: RefSeq, a predicted model, not a curated record